AAGCAAUCAAGAAAAUGUUGCCGGAAGAGCUGGAAGUCUUGGUAGGGAAGGAUCAGAGAAAGCGGACAUUCAUGGUCGAUGAGCGACGUUGCCGUGGCCACUCAAAGGUGCUGGAGAGAAGUCUGGCGAGCGGGAGGACCAGGAAACCGGGGCUUGUGCUUCCUGCUGAAGACCCAAAAUGCUUCGCGCUCUAUCUGCGCUGCUUGGCUGUCGACAGACCAGACUUCCUGAGUGCCAUGGAUACCCUAACGAAGUGUGAAAAUGGCAAAUUUGUGCCUGUCAACGAAGCAGACAGCAGAGACGCGAUGCACAAGCUCUGUGAGCUAUGGAUCUUAGCUUCUCAUUUGGAAGAUCUAAGGAUGCAGAACGCGAUCAUGGACGCCAUAAAUGCACUACGACUGGCCAUAAGCCUACGCACGGCAGAGAUGGUGAUCGAAAAGACCGCAGUCGGAUCUGGACUGAGGCGAUGGAUUGCGGAUCUCCUUGCUGAGGCUAUGACGACCGACUGGCUGACACAAUGGAGCCGAGAGGUGUCUAAGGAGCUGCUCAUUGAUUGGUUACAUGCUUCCGUGCAGUCUCGAGAGGAGAAGGCCAAGGCUGGCACAACAAUUGCUGCUCGGCGGCCUGAUCAUUACCAUACGCAUUAAAAGGUCAUGCGGCAAGUUGGGCGAUCUGUUGCACCUGCGAGAGUUCGAAUCUAGUGAUUGAAUCGGCAAAGCUUCGCAGGAUUCUCGAGACGUAGAUUUUGCUCGAGUAUGUUAAUCAUCUCCCUCGUCUCUUUCU
This is a messenger RNA of Pseudocercospora fijiensis CIRAD86, 783 nucleotides long. RefSeq lists its product as uncharacterized. Lineage: Eukaryota; Fungi; Ascomycota; Dothideomycetes; Mycosphaerellales; Mycosphaerellaceae. The record is from RefSeq and is a predicted model, not a curated record. Bases 15 to 647 code for a protein of 210 amino acids. The transcript has a single exon.